This is a messenger RNA of Ogataea philodendri, 267 nucleotides long. RefSeq lists its product as uncharacterized. Bases 1 to 267 code for a protein of 88 amino acids. NCBI's taxonomy places the organism in Eukaryota, Fungi, Ascomycota, Pichiomycetes, Pichiales, Pichiaceae. The record is from RefSeq and is a predicted model, not a curated record. The transcript has a single exon.
AUGAUGGAGAGCCAGCGUAAACAACCACCUUCAAGAACGGAGCGUACUGAUCAAAUUCUUGCUCCCAAUGUCCUGUCAAGGACGGUGGACAAACAAUCAAACUUGCAAGCUUCCGAGAUUCUAUGGACUGUGACUUCUCAUGCUCUUCCGCACGCAUGUGGUGAUCACUUGAGACAAUGCAGAUUGUCUGGAGAGUUUUACCCAAACCCAUAUCAUCACAAAGAAUACCAUGCAGGUGGUACUUAUUUAAAAAUGCCAACCAGUUGA